GCAACGUGUACGAGGCAGAGACGUCCAACGUGGCUUACAGUCGGACAAGAUUGCCUGUUGGCAAAGGCGAAGAUCGGACGGCUAUGGAGAGGCAGAAAUUAACAGGCGACGUGAGAUGGGACUUGGAGUUGGAGUAUAAAUAUAAAUAAAUGAAAAGCCGUUUUUCAUAGAUGACGCAUUUAACAGAGCGAGAGAGCUUCGGAUUUUCCGUCUUUUGGGAGUUCGUGAGAAAAAAGAAUGGGAGAGAAAGAGCUGCAAACUAGCUGGCCAUAUUCAUUUCCUUCUUGUUUUUUCAAGUUUUCUGCUGAGAUUUCCUUUCCUUCAUUUUUUGAAUGCUCGGUUUACCAUUCAAUGGUGUGGUUGUGGUUUUGAUCUAAAAAUCAAAGGAAGUGAAAGACGAUAAAGGGACAGUCAAAAGUGUGACGAAGAUUUGUUUUUAUCUAUUGUUUGGUUGAGAAAGGAGAUUCGUUGCGUUAAUGAGUUUUAAUCUGUAAUUCAAGUUCGUUUUAAAGCGUAUUUCUAAGGAUUUUUUUUGAGGACCGUGAAAGCCGUAUUCCACAAAUGAGCUGCCAAGCUGUAGCUAAAUGUUAGUUAUGUUAUCAUGAAUUUGAUAUCAACAGAAAUGGACAAGAGUCGAGACGUGAGGCGUGGAACGAGUAGGCUCUCGCGACAACAAUCUCGAACCAACCUUUUGUUCGGUUUUGAUGGUGGUGAUGGUGGGGGCUUUGUUUGUUUAGAGAAAGCGAAGAAAGAGAAAAUAAGAAGACUACAUAGCGUUAAUGGUAAUAGAGGAAGCCCCAGUCCCUGUCCCAACAGCAUUAGCAACCAACACUGUGAAACUGAAAUGGGGAGUUGUUGCUGUGAUUUGUCUUCUGAUAAUAGAGAAAAUCAGUGUCCUUCACGUUCAAAACACUCUUCUUCUCUCAUCACUAAUUCUACCACCAAGAGAUUUAAGAUUCUCAAAAAGUUUUUUCAUGACUGCAAUGUCGUUGAUCAUGCCUCUGUCCCACGGAAGCUACGGUCAGCCAUGAAGAAGCGUGGUCGCGAAUCUAUCUGCCUGCCUUUACCAGAUUCAAAGAAAUUGAACCAUACACUUGGUGGAGUCCAAUCGCAUAAAAAGGAUGGUGUAAAGAAACCCAAACUGAAUUCGAAACAAGGAGAGUUAGACUGGUCCGGGAAGGCAACUGUUUCUGGGCCAAUCACAAAAGAUGAGGAAGAGGUUGUGGAGACCCUGUAUGCUUUGGCAGGAAUGUUCCUUGACAGUAACUCGAUGGAUAAGAAUAAAUUGAGUGGUGAGCCAAUAGAAGUAAAAUCUUCAGAUCCUCCAGAGACAGUGGAGAGUGCUGUCACAGCAAUUGAAGUUAAAAAUGAAGAUGCAAACUCAGUUUUUUGUCCACAAGCUGCUGAGACUGUUCCUUCAUCCACUAUGCAUGAGACAUCCAAUGAAGCUGCUAAACUCAAUUCUUUGAAUGAACCUCCUACUACUCAAGAUCAGCUUGAGUUGCCAGAAUGCAAAAAGCCCCAUAUGGAACUAGAUAGUUCAAUUUCUCAAAUGAGGCUGAAUACUACCAUCCCUUCCUUGACUAAGAGUGAACCUGAUGCUGAUAAAUCAUCUUGCAUUCCUGGCAACUUUCAUGUCCUCUCUGAACAAAGCUUAGAAACUGGAUUGGAGCAGACCAAGCAAAAGAUAACCAAUCUUUAUGAGAGAAAGCCAGAGAUGGCUUUUGGGGUUUCUCCUAUUGAAAGCCAAAACGCACAGCAACGAAUAUUCAAGGAGCCCAGAAAAAAUGGCCUUGCAUUGUGGCCAGGCUUGUCUUCUACUGUGCCCCUAGGUGUUCGGAGCCCUAGUUCUUCACGAUCGUCAGCUACUAAAAUUCCAGCUUGGUUGGAUGCCUUAAUGUAUGGCCCCAGGACAUGUUCACUAGAAAGUGGUUCUUCAACUGAAAGGGUUUGGAAAGUCACCAUGGAUAGGAAGUCAAUGAAGAGGUGCGCCGCUCAUGUUUACAUCAGUUCUCUCAUUCGUAAUUUACAAAUGCAAGACAGCAAAGACAACAUUCUUCAACAGUCCCUUCAGUUGAAACCCCAUGUAGGAUUAAAGCAAACAGCUGUUUUGUAUCCUAAAAAUUGCAGUAAUUUGAGAAAUGGUAUCAAUGGCACUAUACCUAGUAGCAGUUCUGGAAAUUCUGCUCCUGAUAUAAAUUCUUAUGAAGCCAGAAGUGAUAUUCUACAGCACACAAUACUCCAUCAGGAACAGCCACAGGUUGCUUCAGCAUCUGGGAUGCAAACUUCAGAGAGGCAGAGUUUUGAUUUCUUGUCUUUGUCAGUCGGAGGAAUUGGUACGGAAGCUAGUAAUAGCUCUAAUAAAAUUGGAAAUACAAUUAAAUCAUUGCCACAACUCCAAGUUCCUUACCUUCAUUCACUUCCACAACAUCAGUCACUCGUGCCUUUCUCAAUACCUCCAACUCAUUAUACUUCCUCUUCUUACACAGAGCAGGUUUCAACAGCAAGGGCUGCACAGCAGGUACAACUGCAGCUACCUCAAUAUCCUAUUAACCCUUUCUGUGGUCCUCCUUGCACAAGUUAUUCUGGUGUUGAAAAACUACAGCAGCAACAGCAACAGAAACGACUUUGGGCAGCUUACUUAACAGCUCAGUACAGGCCUGGUGGAACUUCAGCGGUCUUGACCCAAUUUCCAAGUUGGCAAAAUGGAAAGUCGGACACUUGUACGUUGCUGCCCUCAAACUGCCUUCCCUCCCCAUUCAACACCAGAUGCUGUUGGGCCCAAGUACAACACGGUCCCACAACAUCAGCAGCCGAAAAUUGCCAUUUCUUCAUCAUUUCCCCCUGCCAGAGUGAAAAGGCCGGACCACCAUCUUCCAUCUAUUUAUGAAGAAAGCAGCGGCGGAUUUUGCGCUGGUGGGCCAUUGCCAUUGCAGUUACUCUGCAAUGAGCGCCUCUGAAUUUUGAAGUAAAAGGUUCCGUCCACUUAUGAUGCACACAGUAACAUUAUUUGAUUCUUUCAACUGCACGUGAGACCUGGUACUCAUCAAACAGGGCGUGAAGUAAUGAGAGAGCUUGCUGCUAAUCAGAUGUUUGAAGGAAAUCUUGAGACUCUCCGCCUCACAAGAUAAUAAGCAAAAGACUCUUGUAGAGUCCCGCUUUUUAAGAUGGUAUUUUAAUGCCCAUUGUUCCAUUGUCACCCGGUUACAGUGAAAGAUAGAAAAAGGGUUUACCCUUUGUUUUUCGACUUAGUCCCGUUUCUGAAAUCUUUAUCAUAAAACUGGAGGAUGAUAAUUGGGGUAUAAAGGGUAUUGAAUGAAAGAGUUGCAUCCGAAAAUUAUGUUCUAACUUUGAGGUAUAAUAUUCCAUCACUAUUCAAAUGCAGAACCCUAUCCAUCAUACACGACUCUCUGCUGAUUGUUUUGUACACGUAGAAUGCUGAAAUAGCAUGCAAAUCAAUUUCGUCAAACAAAAUUUGACACAAACUUGCAAGGUAACGUAUCUUACUCGGAUACGUAUAUCAAUCAUGUACCAAAAAUAGAAAACAAUAGAAGCUCCUCCAUUUUUAACUUCGGUAUCUUCUCCACGCUUCCAUUAAACAUUGCACAAACGGCUACAAGAGAAAAUGAGUAACGAGAUACUACGUGUUUCAGUUUUCGAAUAAUACAAGGAAGAAUUGGCUGCGCAAAAGAGGUUGCAAAUUAUAAAAACACCAAAAAAAAAAAA
This is a messenger RNA of Durio zibethinus, 3726 nucleotides long. RefSeq lists its product as uncharacterized. The record is from RefSeq and is a predicted model, not a curated record. NCBI's taxonomy places the organism in Eukaryota, Viridiplantae, Streptophyta, Magnoliopsida, Malvales, Malvaceae.